Coccidioides posadasii C735 delta SOWgp is the source of this 2184-nucleotide messenger RNA. The record is from RefSeq and is a predicted model, not a curated record. NCBI's taxonomy places the organism in Eukaryota, Fungi, Ascomycota, Eurotiomycetes, Onygenales, Onygenaceae.
AUGCCGAAAAAGAAGAAAUCCCAGGUCAGCCUGGCGAGCGAGGACGUCAAGGGAGAAAGCUCACCAGCAGCAAGCGUUCCUGCGUCUCCAGAUCCUCAGUCGCCGCGGCCGCCGCUGCAAGGAUCCGGAGCGAAGAAAGGAGGUGAGAAGAGCAAACAGGCGCAGCCCUCGACAUCGGCACUCAUCAUAUGUCGGAACAAUAACUAUGCCUCCCCGCGACCUCAUCCCAUCGACCCCGCUGUGUUCUUCGACAUCGUCAAGAUCCGCCGCUCCAUCGAGGAAGCCACCGACCUCGCCGUCCGAGCUGCGAACGGGACCACCUCUUCGGCGCUGGGGAAUUCGCUCAAUGCCUCCAAUGGCAUCCUGAGCGGCGGAAGCAGCGCGGUGCUCGGACUAGGGAUAGGCGGGGGCAGUGGGCACGCGAAACUGAGCCGCGAGCGACGACAUCGCAUGCGGGAGCACGCGACGCAGAAGCUCGCCAAGGCGUACCGGCUGGACGAGAUCGCGGCGAGUGUGGCGACGAUGCAGUCUGCGUCUGCGCUCGAGGAGGUGGCCAAGCUGGUGCUGCAGCGGAACGAGUACGACUGCGAUGCCCAGUAUGUGCAUUUUUUCCAUGAGAAGAUUCCGUCUCGGUCGUUGGCGCAGUGUACGAGCCUGGAGCCGCUGGAUGAGAUCAUUGCUACACGGCCGCGGGAAGGGUCGACGUUCAGGACAAGAGCGGUGACGAGGGUGUUUAAAGAUGAUUAUACCGGUGCUGCGAGGGAUCUUACGGAAGGGCUGAGCGUGUUCCGUCUAUACAUGACUCCACACGUAGAAGGCAAGGGUGAGGCUGAGCUGUUCGCCGCUAGGAAAGAAAAUGAACCGCGGACCAUGGAUAUCCGGGUGGAAUUGAGGGUGGAUGAGAAGGAUCAGCCCACGGGCUUGGAGACGCAGCUAUUGUUCCAUCGGGCCGGUGUAUAUCUGAGUAUCGCCUGUCAGCACAUCAAAUCUGCCUUGGAUGAUCUAAAGCUGUCUCAGAAGGAACGCAUCCCUAAGCCAGAGCCCUACAACGAAGGCGCCAGCUCCCCGUCGUUGUCCCCUGCUGGAAAGGAGGCAUACCGUCGGUGGCUGGAGGCGCGCAAGAUUAUAAAGACAAAUGCCCGACGUGCCCUUCGUGACUACAUGAGCUUUCUGUCGCACUUUGACUAUACGCCAGGCCUUUCUUGUGAAGUAGCCGAAGCAUUCCUACGCAAGGUCAACUAUACGUCAUCUGGAAAUUUCGGAAAGCCACGCCGGCCGCGGACCCAUCCAAGCCGUCUGCUUGAGUCUGGGGACGGCAGCGAGGAUAUCCCCGGACAGAACGGUCAUUCGUCUCUGCCUUCCACUACGGUAUAUAAAGUCUCCGAGCUCUUUUCUGCGCAACCUCCGCCGGACCUCCCUCCUUUCCCCGCCGAAUCCCAGGAACUGGUUUCCGCAGCCCAGGCACAUGGCGGCGACAGCGAUGAUCACUCCUCUCACGAAGCUGUCACUUAUCACCCCCUCCUGACCGAUGCACUCCACUCACUGCUUCUAUGCCACGCACUCGUCCAGACGUCUUCAAAAGAACUUCUUCGCCAUGCCUACAUGGCUGCCCGGGUCGCCCGGGUCUGCGACGGAUAUCCGAUCUUUCUAGCCCCGCGGUCUCCCUCCCGUGCAGACUGGAUGGAAGUGAUCAGUCACGUAGAUAACUGGAUCGAUUUGAAACAGCCGUGGGAGUCUCUCUGCGCGCCAGCACCCAUUUCCCAGGGGCAAGGGAUCGAGAAGAUUGGCCUCACGGAGGAGGAAGAGCGGGAGAAUCGGAAACAUGAAGCGAUCCUGGAGGCACUGGGAGACGACCGGGUGUUCGAUGAGGCAACCUUCCGGGCUGUGGUGCAGGCGCGCGAGAAGCGGAUGGAGCAGCAGCAGCAGCAGCAGCGAAAGGCGAGUGGGCAAGGCGGUGGCAGCCCUGUGAUCAAGCGCUGGGCGCAGGAGGAUGGGAAGGAGUAUCCUAUCUGUACGGAGCGGGCGGAGGGCAUUAUUCGGUGGAUCCAGGAGGCUCCUCUCUCUACAGGUGAAGGACGAGCAAAGGGGAAGAAGGGGAAGAAGAAAAGGUCCUCCAAGGGUGAUAACGAGACUCCCGCUGAAAUCAUGACGUCGAGAGAAGACAGCUUCCAAGAUGCGGAUUGA